This is a messenger RNA of Anoplopoma fimbria (sablefish), 4596 nucleotides long. Its product is annotated as macrophage mannose receptor 1-like. NCBI's taxonomy places the organism in Eukaryota, Metazoa, Chordata, Actinopteri, Perciformes, Anoplopomatidae. The record is from RefSeq and is a predicted model, not a curated record. Gene Ontology annotation, molecular function: signaling receptor activity. The transcript has 31 exons. The coding region runs from base 3 to 4412 and encodes 1469 amino acids.
ACAUGACGAGAUGGGAUGUGACAGUUCUGUCAAGAUUGCCUUUCCACAAUCAUCACACAGCUCUUGCAUCUCUUGCGAGAAAUGCAUGGAUAAAGUCUUCAGCUGUGGGACAUUUCAGACAAAUACCAACAAUGAAGAUAACUUGUUCAGCCUUUGUGCUCCUCAUCAAAACACUACAAUGUUUGGCUUCAGAUGAUUCACCAUUUCAACUAACUAACAAGGACACUGGUUUUUGUUUGGUUAAAACAAACAACAACUGCAACGACCUACGCUGGACAACUAGUGAUCGACUUCUGGUUCCAGAAAGGAAGAAGUGCCUGGGAGUCCAGGGGAAAAGUGUGGGAAGUGAAAUAAACCUCUACGAUUGUGACGAACACAGCGACCUCCAAAAGUGGGAAUGCAAGAAUCAAACAGUGCUCGCCCUCAAAGACCAAGAGCUUUACAUUGAGCUCACUGCAGAUACCACAGCAGUCCUCUCCAAAACCAUUGGGCCCAAUAACCACCUCACAAUUUCAGGGACAUCCAACGGUGCUUGUGCAAGAACAUACAGAGAACUCUAUGCAAUUGGUGGAAAUGCCGCUGGACUGCCAUGCAUGUUUCCCUUCCAGUACGGAGACCAGUGGUACUCAGACUGCACUAUGGUCGACUCAACAGAAACGCCUCUUUGGUGUGCGGUUGAAACAAAAUAUCAAAGUGAACGCUGGGGUUAUUGCCCAAGUACUUCCAAAGAAGGCUGGACUAUACACCCAACAACAGGAGCAUAUUACCAGCUCAACACACAGUCAGCUCUGACUUGGAAUGAGGCUGAAGCCAGCUGCAAACAGCAGGGCGCCUCCCUGCUCAGCAUCACCGAUCCUCACCAGCAGGCUUACGUCACAGCACUACUAGGUACAGAGGGCAAUAAGCUUUGGACUGGGCUGGUCCUGAAUCCAGAACAUGGCUGGAAAUGGUCCAAUGGGAGGCCUUACCGCUACCUGAAAUGGGACUCAGGACAUCCACUUCCUAUUUCGGGACACAACUGUGCAAUUGUUGAUCCCGCUGUUCAGUACUCCUGGCAAAGUUCCCCUUGCAGCAAGAAACUUGGGUACAUCUGCUACAGUGAAGCGGCCGAAGUACUGCCUGCACAAGAUGGUGUGACAGGAUUUUGUUCAAGACCUUGGAUUUACUACACUGGCCACUGCUUCCACCUCAAUCGUACUGAGAAAACAUGGUCUGACGCUCAGAGAGAGUGUCGUAAUGAAGGAGGGGACCUGGUCUCCAUCAGCAAUGUGGAGGACCAAAGCUUUGUCAUCUCUCAACUUGGAUACAUAUCCACGGAUGAGCUUUGGAUUGGACUUAAUGACAGGAAGACAGAGGGGCUGUUUGACUGGAUUGACCACUCUACUGUCCGUUUCACUAGCUGGGAAUAUGGGAAACCUGCUGCCUCCUCUGAUAUAAAGGACUGUGUUGUCAUCAUGGGAGAGAAUGGGAACUGGGCUGACCGUGUGUGUGAGGAGAAACAUGGCUCCAUUUGUAUGAAGAUGAGUGCCUCAAAACCCACUGGAGAUGAAGUGCAACAGGAUGUAGGCUGCAAAACUGGAUGGAAAAGACAUGGCUCUUACUGCUACUUUAUAGGGAUACAGACCAAAACUUUUAAUGAAGCCAAAGAGGACUGCAAGAGCUCAGAUUCUUACUUAGCUGAUGUUUCAAAUAGGGUGGACAAUGCUUUCCUUGUCAGCUUGGUGGGGUUGAGACCAGACAAAUACUUCUGGUUAGGCCUCUCAAAUCAGAAAAACAUUGCUCGAUUUGCGUGGACCAACAGAGAAUCAGUGAGUUUUACUCACUGGAACGCUAAAAUGCCAGGUCACCGACAGGGCUGUGUUGCCAUGACAACAGGUUUUCUGGCAGGCCUUUGGGAUGUGCUGCGCUGUACCAAUAAGGAGAAAUACGUCUGUAAACACCUGGUAGAGGGGGUAGUUUUAACAACUGCACCAACCAGUUUUCACCCUACCAUGUGUGCAAUCGGUUGGAAGCCAAUUGGAUUAAGAAACGAUUGUUAUAAGCAUUUUUCACAACUACACUCAAUAUCGAGGACCUGGUAUGAGGCAAGAGAUUUCUGCAAGGCCAUUGGAGGAGACCUGAUCAGCAUCCACAGUGCUGACGAGCUACGAACGCUUCCAAACAACAACCAAAAAGCCUGGAUUGGGCUAAGUGCCCCUGACUCAGGCACCGGUUAUGUAUGGAGCGAUGGAUCGCCACUGCAGUUCCAAGACUGGGAUGAUGGAGAGCCAAACAAUAAAAACAAUGUGGAAUCUUGCACUGAAUUCUGGAUGACUCACGAGCGUAUGAGUGGGUCUUGGAACGAUGUGCAAUGCGAAAAAUACCACAGUUGGCUGUGCCAGAUUCGUGCAGGAGUGACUCCAAAUCCGACUCCAGACCCUGUCGCUCCUGACUACAAUCGGACCUCAGAUGGGUGGCUAGAAUGGAAUGGGGCUCGGUAUUACUUUAACAAACAGUCAAUGGCCAUGGAAGAAGCUCGUAGCUUCUGCCUACAGAAGCAUAGUGACUUGGUAGUUAUCAACAGUGAAGCUGAAAGGGUCUUUUUAUGGAAACAGGUGUCCAGACGUUCUGGGUCUUACUGGAUUGGCUUGAACGUAGAUCUCGAUAAAACAUACGAUUGGAUGGAUGGUUCUCCAGUGGUGUUUCAAAGGUGGGAUGAAAAUCAACCUCUUUUCCUACGCAAUGAUGAGAAUUGUGCUGUCAUGGAAGCAUAUACGGGGUUCUGGCAUGUUUAUAAUUGUGGAUAUGAGUACUACUCCAUUUGUAAACGCAGUGGCUCACCACCUGCCAACGCCACCAUAGCACCAACAGUUCCUCCAAAAGGUGGCUGUCCACAAAACUGGAAACAAUUUGACUCAAAGUGUUACAGCAUCAUUAAUAACCAGAAGGAGACGUGGCAUGGAGCAAGGACACAAUGCAGAGCAAUGGGAGGAACUCUGGCUUCAAUUCUGUCGAGACAAGUGCAAUUGUUUUUGAAUGCUGAAUUGGCACCUGCAAAAGACCUGUGGAUUGGUUUGUAUAGGUUUCGUGGCCCUUCAUAUCUCUGGACUGAUGGCAAACGAUUGAGAUACGGCAAUUGGGGAAAACCUGGGCCGAGAUACUUCCAUGAUGAAUAUGAUUCAGAUCAUUACUUGUUUUUUUCACCACUGCGUAAUGAGAAAGUAUGUGUAUUGAUGACUAGCAAUCCCAACUUUGGUAUUGGGAAAUGGUUCGCUCAGUCCUGCAAUGACACCAAUGGAUAUGUCUGUCUUCGAAAUGUUGAUCCUUCUCUACCAGACUCCCCUGAAUCAACAGCGACCGACUAUGUCAAAAUAUUUAAUGACUCUAUCAAGCUUGUUUCUCAACAAAUGAACUGGGAUGCAGCCCAAAAGCACUGUGAAAGUGAAGGUGCCAAACUGGCUAGCCUACGAAACCAGUGGUCACUGAACUAUGCUGAGCUGCUGGCUUUGACUGUCAAAAGUCCUGUGUGGAUUGGACUUAACGAAAUGGAGACUGGCGGUUAUUUCAGAUAUAUUGAUGGCUGGCACAUCACCGUAACCAAUUGGGGUAGACAGGAACCAAACACAUACCGACCUUGCGUGUUCGUGGAUGUAGACGGAACAUGGAAGACUGCUGACUGCAAUCAGACCAUGAAUAGCAUUUGCAUGAAGUCUACAGAUGUGGCACCAACCGAGUCAAGUUCUUUUCCAGGAUUUUGCCCUGACGACCGAGAAACACCCAGACACUCAAUCCAUGACAAUCAAUGGCUACCAUUUAGGGGUUAUUGUUACUUAUUUUUCAUAGCAAGGAUGGAGUGGCCAGAUGCAUCUGUUAACUGUGUAAGAAAUGGUGGAAAUCUUGCCAGCAUUGAAGAUCCGUCUGAGCAAGCAUUCAUUCAAAGCAAUAUUGAAAUAUUUCAAGACAACGAACUCUCAUUCUGGAUUGGCUUGUAUAAAACUCACAGAGGCAUUUGGCAGUGGUUGGAUAAAACUGCCGUGGACUACACUAACUGGAAUAGAGGUCAAAAAGAUGGCACCGGUUAUGGAUCGAUUAGAGUUUCAGAUGGGAAAUGGAUGACAGGGAGCAACUGGUAUUUAAAAGGAUACAUUUGCAAAACACCUAAAAUAUUAAGACGAGCUCCACAGACAUCUGUAAAUCCUACGGUGGACCCUCAAAGCCAUAGCCACAACAUUUUGGCAGGUGUGCUGGUCAUUACUUUGAUUGCCAUAGGAACAGUCAUCGCCUUGUUUCUCUUCAAGAAGUCUGGACGCCGUUUACCUAUCCCUGAAAAGUUAUCUACUUUUGACAAUCCAACCUUCAAUGAUGUGGUCGACCCCAAUAAACUGGUAGCAAAUGCAGAGGAGGAGAACCCUGGGCCUGAUAGAGCUGUGUGAUGGAAAUACCAGCAGAAUCUAUUUGAUUGAAUUCAGUGAAGCUUUCCUUUUCUAAAACAAUUAAAGUUUUUUAUAAGCAUUUUAGACAAAAAUAUUGUACUUUUAUGUCCUUUACAUUAAUCUAAUGGUUGUGGUUACUGAUAAUUCUCCAAGUUCUACAUGUAAAAUAAACAUUGAACCUUGA